CCCCCGAGCUCGUCCGGAGCGCGCCGCCGCCCGCGCCCGCCGCGGAGCCUCCCGGCCGCGCCCGCCGGCGAGCAAGAUGAUGUGCGAGGUGAUGCCGACCAUCAGUGAAGCAGAAGGUCCCCCCGGAGGAGGCGGGAGCCACGGGUCCGGCUCCCCCUCGCAGCCAGACGCGGAUUCCCACUUUGAGCAACUCAUGGUCUCCAUGCUGGAAGAGAGGGACCGGCUCCUGGACACGCUGAGGGAGACUCAGGAAACCCUGGCGCUGACCCAGGGGAAGCUGCACGAGGUUGGCCACGAGCGAGACUCCUUGCAGAGACAGCUCAGUACCGCACUGCCCCAGGAGUUUGCGGCACUCACGAAGGAGCUCAAUGUCUGCAGGGAGCAGCUCCUGGAGAGGGAGGAAGAGAUCGCUGAACUGAAGGCGGAGCGGAACAACACCAGGCUAUUGCUGGAACAUCUGGAAUGCCUGGUCUCCAGACACGAGCGCUCUCUCAGGAUGACAGUGGUGAAGAGACAGGCACAGUCUCCYGCAGGUGUGUCCAGUGAGGUGGAAGUGCUCAAAGCGCUGAAGUCACUGUUUGAACACCACAAGGCUCUGGAUGAGAAGGUGAGAGAGCGACUGCGAGUGGCACUGGAGAGGUGCAGUCUCCUGGAAGAAGAGCUGGGAGCAACACACAAGGAGCUGAUGAUUCUAAAGGAGCAGAAUAAUCAGAAGAAAGUGGCGGCAGGGGGAGUGCCUGACGCAAGCCAUGAGCAGGAGAGCACGCCCAGCACCAAUGGAAAGAGAUCUUCUGACGGCUCCUCCAGCCACGAGGAAGACCUGGCUAAAGUCAUCGAGCUCCAGGAAGUCAUAGACAAGCAAUCACGGGAGCAGAGCCAGAUGAAGGAGCGCCUGGCCACCCUCUCCAGCCAUGUGGCGGAGCUGGAGGAGGAUCUGGACACAGCUAGAAAAGAUCUCAUCAAGUCUGAGGAGAUGAACACGAAACURCAACGAGAUGUCCGUGAAGCCAUGGCCCAGAAGGAGGACAUGGAGGAGAGAAUCACGACCCUCGAGAAACGCUACCUCGCUGCACAGCGUGAAGCCACAUCUGUGCAUGACCUCAAUGAUAAGCUUGAAAACGAAAUCGCAAACAAAGACUCUCUGCAUCGGCAGACAGAGGAUAAAAACCGGCAGUUGCAGGAGCGCCUGGAGCUGGCGGAGCAGAAGCUGCAGCAGACCCUCAGGAAGGCUGAGACGCUUCCGGAGGUGGAAGCGGAGCUGGCCCAGAGGGUGGCGGCACUCUCCAAGUCUGACCCUUUGUCUUCUGGGAGCUCUGCUGCUAAGGAAGCUAAAGUGUUGGAACUUACUUCCAAGCUUAGGAAGGCUGAAGAGAGACACGGUAACAUCGAAGAAAGGCUGCGGCAGAUGGAGGCGCAGCUGGAGGAGAAGAAUCAGGAGCUGCAGCGGGCGAGACAGAGAGAAAAAAUGAAUGAAGAACAUAACAAACGUCUCUCAGACACUGUUGACAAGCUCCUUUCAGAAUCCAACGAGAGGCUGCAGCUCCAUCUGAAGGAGAGGAUGGCUGCGCUGGAGGACAAGAAUUCUCUACUGCGAGAAGUUGAAAAUGCAAAAAAGCAAUUAGAAGAAACACAACAUGAUAAGGACCAGCUCGUCUUGAACAUCGAGGCCUUGAGGGCUGAACUAGACCAGAUGAGACUGAGAGGUGCUUCACUUCAUCAUGGCCGCCCCCACCUGGGCAGUGUCCCAGACUUCAGGUUCCCUGUGGCAGAUGGGCACACAGAUGCCUACAGCACCAGUGCAGUGUUACGGCGCCCCCAGAAAGGCCGGCUGGCAGCGCUGCGGGACGAACCUUCCAAGGUACAGACUCUCAAUGAGCAGGAUUGGGAGCGUGCCCAGCAAGCCAGCGUCUUGGCAAAUGUGGCACAAGCAUUUGAGAGUGACCUUGAUGUGUCUGAUGGGGAAGAUGACAGGGACACUCUGCUCAGCUCAGUGGACCUGUUAUCACCCAGCGGGCAGGCUGAUGCGCAGACACUGGCCAUGAUGCUUCAGGAGCAGCUGGAUGCCAUCAACAAGGAGAUCAGGUUGAUACAGGAAGAAAAGGAAAACACAGAGCAGCGGGCAGAGGAGAUCGAGAGUCGAGUCGGCAGUGGAAGCUUGGACAACCUUGGUCGUUUUAGAUCAAUGAGCUCCCUUCCCCCCUACCCUGCUUCCUCCCUCGCUGGCUCCUCCCCCCCAGGCAGUGGGCGCUCCACCCCAAGAAGGGUCCCUCACAGCCCCGCUCGGGAGGUGGACAGGCUGGGCGUCAUGACACUGCCUAGUGACUUACGGAAGCACCGUAGAAAGUUACCGGCUUCCAGGGAAGAGGUACGAGAUGACAAGGCCACUAUCAAAUGUGAAACCUCCCCGCCCUCUUCCCCGCGAUCACUGCGGCUGGACAGGCUGCACCGAGGGGCCUUGCAUGCAGCUAGCCAGGAGGACGUCAGGGACGUACGAAACUCCACUGGCUCCCAGGAUGGCCCUGUGAGCAAUCCCAGCAGUAGCAACAGUAGCCAGGACUCACUUCACAAAGCCCCAAAGAAGAAGGGCAUCAAGUCGUCUAUUGGCCGCUUGUUUGGCAAGAAAGAAAAGGGCCGACCUGGACAGACUGGCAAGGAACCUUCAGGACAAGCUGGUGUUUCAGAGACAGAAAACUCAUCUCAAGAUGCACUGGGACUUAGCAAAUUGGGAGGACAGGCUGAAAAAAAUCGCAAACUUCAGAAAAAGCAUGAGUUGCUGGAGGAGGCCCGGCGGCAAGGCUUACCAUUCGCGCAGUGGGACGGACCGACGGUGGUCGUGUGGCUGGAGCUCUGGGUUGGGAUGCCCGCCUGGUACGUGGCUGCCUGCCGAGCAAAUGUGAAAAGCGGGGCCAUUAUGUCAGCCCUGUCCGACACCGAGAUCCAGCGGGAGAUUGGCAUCAGCAACCCCCUGCACAGGUUGAAGCUGCGGCUGGCCAUCCAGGAGAUCAUGUCGCUGACCAGCCCAUCUGCCCCUCCCACGUCGAGAACGACCACAGGAAAUGUCUGGUUGACACACGAGGAGAUGGAGACCCUUGCUGCCACGCCACACACGACGCUCGCCUAUGGGGACAUGAACCACGAGUGGAUCGGCAACGAGUGGCUGCCCAGCCUGGGCCUCCCUCAGUACCGCAGCUACUUCAUGGAGUGCCUGGUGGAUGCCAGGAUGCUGGACCACCUGACCAAGAAGGACCUGCGGGGGCAGCUGAAGAUGGUAGACAGCUUUCACAGGAACAGCUUCCAGUGCGGAAUCAUGUGCCUGCGAAGGUUGAAUUAUGACCGGAAAGAACUGGAGAGGAAGAGGGAGGAGAGUCAGAAUGAAWUAAAAGAUGUGCUUGUUUGGAGCAACGAUCGAGUGAUUCGCUGGAUCUUGUCGAUUGGACUUAAAGAAUAUGCAAACAAUCUCAUAGAGAGCGGCGUUCACGGGGCACUUCUUGCUUUGGAUGAGACCUUUGAUUUCAACGCACUGGCACUGUUAUUGCAGAUCCCAACCCAGAACCCCCAGGCUCGAGCGGUCCUGGAAAGAGAGUUUAACAACCUUUUGGUCAUGGGGACCGACAGAAGGUUUGAUGAGGAUGAUGACAAAAGCUUCAGGAGAGCACCUUCGUGGAGGAAGAAGUUCAGACCAAAGGACAUCCGGGGCUUGGCGGCCGGGUCAGCAGAGACACUUCCGGCCAACUUCCGGGUUACUUCUUCUAUGUCCUCCCCCUCUAUGCAGCCAAAGAAGAUGCAGCUGGACGGCAGUGUAUCGGGAGCACAGAGGUUGGAUUCUGCUACAGUCAGGACUUACUCCUGCUGAAGCCUCCUCCGUGUACCCGCACUACUUCUACAGAUGACCCAGCCUUCUGAAUCCAGCAGACGACAGUUUAGAAUUCAAUGGAUCUUUAAUCUGUUGAUACUCCUUAUAUGGACCCUAAGAUAUUUUAUUACAGAGUUUUUAACUAGUUGAAAAAUUCAAGAAUAUCAUAGAGAAAAUAUUUUAGAAUUUACUGUUUCUUAUAUUUAUGUGAACUCGGCUCCUCCUGGCGUAGUUACUGCUUCCCCCCGGGUCCAGACUCUGGGUGCCCUCYCGUUCGUGGCUUAUCCUAAUGGCAGUCCUUCACGUGAAUGUACUGUAAUGCUUGUAUGUAUUGAUCCUAUGAACAAAUGUAGGGCUUUUGUAAAUUAUGCACUUAUUGUAAUUAUACUGUUUAAUUUUUUAAUGAUAAACCAGGACAGAGAGAAGGAUUUUACUGCGUUUAUAAAAUCAUCGUGACACAGCAGUGUCAUAGCAUCAUCCUUUACCAGCUCACACAAUCAUUUUGAAAUAAGCAGACUUAAUUUCAAGAGAUUACUGUUGGAUUUUAAUGACCAACCUUAACUAUACUUUUUCUAUCAAGAAAUCUCAGCUUCUGAUAAACUUGGGGCUGAAGGGUUGAGAACACUGUGGAAGUCCCCAACCCUGGCUCAGCUUCCCCACCCAGUCUCUGGACUUGAAGGCUUGCCCUGGCACUGACUGCAGCUGGGAGCCGCAGGGAGCCGCUCAGCGGGACCUGGGGCCUGGGGCGCCUCCGUCCAGGCAGCAGGUGGGGGCGCCCUCCAGCUGCUCUUGAGGACCAAUCCAGCACUGUGGCUCGCUGGCUCCCAGAGGUGGUCUCCUGGCGAGGGCGAGGGCAGGGCUCCUGAAACCGCGUACAACUCUAACAAAGGCCUUAUUUUUCUUGUGUAAAUCUUGUUUUUACAUUUGUUUGUACACAUGUUUAAAGAAUGAACCUCGUGGUGCAUUUUUAGACUUGGAUGGUGUAGCCAUUUUGCAUUGUCUGAGUAGCAGAUGUAACUUACUUUUUAAACGGCACAUUAAAAGCCAGCCCGGAGAGUCAGAUCAUGGUGUUAUUUAUUAGCAGCUGAUGUGCAGAUGGAGGGCGCUGUCUCUUUACAUUUGGCUUCUGCUUUUGAUUCACUUGUACAAUUCAUUGUUACUGUUGUGUUUUUCUAUUAAUCUUCUGUGGACUUCCUGAUUAUGUAACAAAGUAUGUACAGUCUACUUUUGAACUAUUUUUA
Molecule: messenger RNA, 5094 nt
Organism: Urocitellus parryii (Arctic ground squirrel)
Lineage: Eukaryota; Metazoa; Chordata; Mammalia; Rodentia; Sciuridae
Source: RefSeq, a predicted model, not a curated record